Triticum aestivum (bread wheat) is the source of this 4799-nucleotide messenger RNA. RefSeq names its product disease resistance protein RGA2-like. Bases 554 to 4393 code for a protein of 1279 amino acids. Gene Ontology annotation, molecular function: ADP binding. Lineage: Eukaryota; Viridiplantae; Streptophyta; Magnoliopsida; Poales; Poaceae. The record is from RefSeq and is a predicted model, not a curated record. The transcript has 4 exons.
CGCGUCCUAUUUCUCUUAUGGUCUAGUGCUGCCUCCGAUUCGCCUCUCCCGCAGUCUCCCAUUCCCCUUCAUCGCCACACCGGCUCUAGCAAUCGCUCGCUACCUUCGUCAUGCUGCACCUCUUCAUCUGUGUUUUUCAACUAUUGCUGUAAAAGCCUUUGAUUUUCACUCCAGGGGCCAUCAUUAGAGCUCAUGCUACCGUUUUCCCUUCGGUCUUGUGCUGCCUCCAGUUCGCCUCUCCCACAAUCGAUAGCUAUCUUCAUCAUUCUUUACCCUUCAUCAGUGUAGUUUCCCAUCUAUUGCUGUCUUGAACCUUUGAUUUACACUCCAGAAGCCAUCUUUAGUGUCUUUACCCAUCCAUUCUGUCUCAGUGUCCCCUCCAGAUACACUUCUUUGCAUCAUUUCCCAUAUUUGCUCUGUUAUAUUCCCUAUUUUCAUUCCUCAAAAAAGAAAAAAAAAUCCCAAUUUUCCUACCAUGUCUCUUACUACUUCCUAGAAAACAAAAAGAAAGAGAUAUAUACAUCCUCCCCCCUUAUCCCACGGUGUGCUUUCCAUGGCGGAGGUGGCGCUGGCUGUGGCUGGUGCACGGGCUGGCUUACAGUUGGUGGUAUCACCGAUCUUGAAGAAGCUCCUAGCUGACCCUGCAAGGUGCCUUGGUGUGGACAUGGUGAGUGAGCUCCAUGAACUGGAGACCAACAUCAUGCCACAGUUCGCUCUACUGGUUGAGGCAGCUAACAAGAGCCCUCACAGGCCAAUGUUGAACAACUGGAUCCAGCAGCUCAAAGACGCCUUCUGUAAAGCUGAGGACCUGCUAGAUGAGCAUGAGUACAACAUCCUCAAGCGCGAAGCAGAGAGUGGGAAGGAUUCUUUGAUAGAACAUGCAUCUUCCAGUAAUGCUAUUAUGAAGCAUGUGCAUACUGUGUCGAGCAGGCUGUCCAAUCUGUGCCCAAAGAACAAACAGCUGCUUGACCAGCUGAAGGAACUGAAGGCCAUCCUUGCGAAAGCCAGGGGCCUCCGUGAACUGCUUUGCUUACCUGCUGGUAAUAGUGUUGAGGCCUUCCCAGCACCGGCAUCUGCUAUUCCAGUUGAUACAUCAUUUGCACCACUAAAAGUGAUCGGCCGUGACAAGGAUCGCAAUGAUAUUAUAGAUCUUCUUACCAAGCCAAUUGAUGUUGAGUGUGAUACAAGCAGGUAUUCUGGUGUAGCCAUUGUUGGACUUGGAGGCAUGGGAAAAUCCACUUUGGCACGACAUGUUUGUAAUGACAAGAGGGUAAAAGAACACUUUGAGGUCAGGAUGUGGGUCUGCAUCUCACGCAAACUUGAUGUCUGUGGCCAUACACGGUUGAUUAUUGAAUCAGCAAAAGGAGGGCAGUGCCCACCCAUUGAUAAUCUUGAUACUCUCCAGUGCAUAUUAAGGGACAUACUGGAGAGUAAAAAAAGAUUCCUGCUUGUGUUAGACGAUGUCUGGUUUGAAGAAAGCACCAACGAGGUGGAGUGGGAAAAACUAUUGUCUCCUCUAGUAUGCCAACAGACGGGAAGCAAAAUUUUGGUAACUUCUCGAUCAAAUGUACUCCCAGCUCCUCUUUGUUGUAAUGAAAUUAUUCAUUUGAAAGAUAUGAAAGAUACUGAUAUCUUAACACUCUUCAAGGACCAUGCAUUUUCUGGUGCAGCAAUCGGGGACCAGAGGGUGCGUGACCAGCUAGAGACUAUUGCAGAAAAGCUUGCUAAAAGACUUGGAAGAUCUCCUCUAGCAGCAAAAACAGUGGGUUCACGGCUGAGCAGGAAAAAGGAUAAGGCUGCAUGGGAAGAUGCUCUAAGGACUGACAGCUUAAGCGACCCCAGUAGAGCACUUCUAUGGAGCUAUGAGAAGUUAGAUCCAAGUCUUCAGAGGUGUUUUCUAUAUUGUAGUUUAUAUCCAAAAGGCCACUCCUAUUUCAUUGAUGAUUUGGUUCGCAUGUGGGUAGCAGAGGGACUAAUUGAAUCCUGCAAUGUGAACAAGAGAAUUGAAGAUAUUGGGAGGGACUGCUUUGAUGAGAUGCUCUCAGUUUCAUUCCUUCAACCACUUUACACAUCCACAGGUGGCAUAUCUCCGUACUACUGUGUUAUGCAUGAUCUGGUUCAUGAUUUGGCAGAGUUACUGUCUGAAAAUGUCUGCUUUAGGUUAGAAGAUGAUAAGGUGGCAAAAAUACCACACACUGUUCGACAUCUAUCUAUCUGUGUUAGGACUUUGAAGCAACAUCAACACUCUAUUUGCGGGCUACAUAAUUUACGUAGCUUUGUUUGCAUUAAACCACUUACAGAUGAUGCAAGAGAUAUUUUCCAGCAGGUGUUGCAGAAUUUAAAGAAGUUGCGUGUACUCUAUUUGAGCUUUUACAACAGCAGCAAGGUACCUGAAUCUGUUGGUGAACUGAAACACCUUCGGUACUUGGACCUCAGAGGUACUUCAAUCUCUGAAUUGCCUGGAUCAUUGUGUGCUCUUUAUCACAUGCAAUUACUUAAGUUCAGUAGGAAUGUCAAAAAAAUUCCUGAAAAACUAUUCAGGUUAAAUAAGUUGAGAUAUCUUGAGGAUUGUGGCCAAAUCCCUUACAUAGGCAAGUUAACUUCACUCCAAUGUCUCAACCAAUUUUGCGUGCAAAAGCAGAUGGGCCAUGAGGUGCAGCAGCUGAAGGACAUGAACCACCUUGGAGGCAGUUUAAGUAUCCAAAAUCUCGAGAAUGUCCCCGGGAAGGAUCAAGCCUUGGAAGCAAAACUACAUCAAAAAAAUCAUCUUGAGAGCUUGCACCUUGAAUGGAGUUACAGAGCUGACAUGAGUUCACAUGAUAGUUUACAUUUGGAAAUUCUGGAAGGUCUGAUGCCACCGCCUCAAAUUAGGGGCCUUACUAUCAAAGGUUACAGAUAUGCAAAAUAUCCAGGCUGGUUACUCAGGGAUUCUUAUUUCCAGAAUUUGGAAUCACUUUCCCUGGUUAAUUGCAGCGCCAUAGAAAUCCUACCAUCCAAUCCCACUCUCCUUGGAAAUUGCUCCUCACUUUGCCUCAAGAAUAUCCCAAACCUGAAGACAUUACCUUCUCUUCCAAACAGCCUUGAAGAGUUAGCAAUUGAAAAAUGCAUGUUGAUUAUGUUUAUUUCUGAUGAUGAGCUAGAACAACAUGGCCAGAGGGACAACACCAUUAUGACAUACAACUUGAAGUCGCAGUUUUCUUCCAUGUGGGAGGUGGAUAUGGGAUCAAAUAUAAGGAAAGUACUAUUGUCGGAACAUUCAUCUCUGAAGUGGUUGAUCACUUCAAUGGAUGUUGAUAGUCCUCAUCUUCAAACUAUUGAAAGUACUCUAAAAAGAGAGGGUGAUGGUGUAUUGGAACAAGAGGAUAUCAUCAAGGCAUGGAUAUGUUGCCAUGAGGAGAGGAUACGGCUCAUUUGUACAAGGAACAUCAGCCUGCCACUGGUUCUACCAUCAGUGCUUUCUCGGCUUGACCUUUGUUCCUGCAUUAUUACGGAUGGAGCAUUAGCUGUUUUCCUUGAUGGUCUCACCUCACUGAGACGUUUAUCACUAAAAGAGAUUAUGACUUUAACUACACUUCCGUCAGAAGAUGUCCUCCAGCAGUUGACAAAGCUUCAGAACUUGUGCAUCGACUCGUGCUGGUGCCUUGGAUCAUUAGGUGGGUUACGAGCUGCUACCGGUCUUUCAGAAAUUUCAUUAUGGAGCUGCCCUUCUUUGGACUUCACAUGUGGAUCAGUUUUUUUGCCAUUGUCCCUUGAGAAGCUCUACAUACGACAUUGUGUGGUCGCAGCUGAUUUCCUCAGUAGUGACUUGCCACAACUGAAACUUAUUGACAUGGCAUUCUGCAGAAGCUCUUCAUCAUUGUCGAUUGGUCAUUCGACCUCCCUCAGAAGAUUGUCACUAGAAAAUCUACAGGACUUGUGCUUUCUUGAAGGGUUGUCUUCGCUGCAACUUGGCAGUGCAAUAUUUACACAUGUCCCAAACCUCAAUAUGAAGUGCAUCUCACAGCUGCAAGUCCAGGAUUACCUCUAUGUUAGCAGCCCCGUAAUGCUCAACCACAUGCUCUCUGCUGAAGGUUUUAAUGUUCCAAGACAUUUUGGUCUUAUAGGAUGCAAGGAGUCCUUUUCAUUUGAGGAGUCAGCAGAUUUAUCAUCUGUCAUCACCCUGUUAUUUAUGGAUUGUGAAAUCAGUUCAUUGCCAGGAAAUCUGAAGUCCUUUUCAUGCCUGACGAUGCUGCGAAUUGUAAGAUGCUCCAAUAUAUCAUCAUUACCUGAUUUGCCUUCUUCCCUCGACCAUAUAUAUGUGCGGGAUUCUGAACUCUUGAAGAAGAGCUGUCAAUCACCUCAUGGGGAAAGCUGGCCAAAGAUCGAGCAUAUCCGCUCAAAACUGUUUUAUUAAUCUUCAUCCAGAUUUGCAACUGUAUAGAAACAGAAAGCAUGGCUCCAGGGACCACACCUCUUGUCCACUGUCUCUCAAUGAGGUGGAGUGAGUUUCUCAGGCUCUCAUCAUGCCGUUCAGCUCUCCCAUGUGUCGUAGGUCGACCCCUCAGUUUACUCCAUCGCCGAUUUCUGCAAUUCUUGCCAAGACGUGUACAUAAAUAUGUAUGUUGUUAUAUUAUUACGGUUGUUUUGUUAUCCUUGGAGUGUCACAUUUGGUAGGUACUGGUUGUAGCUGCUAUCUUUUGUAUGCUGUGGUCGUACCUGAACUUGGGUAGUUUCUUUUGGACCAACGUGGAGGUUGCUUUAUUUAUCCUUUGGUAUAGAAUAAGGUUAUUUAUCUAUACAUUAUUCACUCAAUCUGUUUA